Messenger RNA from Boeremia exigua, 1149 nucleotides. Its product is annotated as heme peroxidase. Lineage: Eukaryota; Fungi; Ascomycota; Dothideomycetes; Pleosporales; Didymellaceae. The coding region runs from base 139 to 1095 and encodes 318 amino acids. Gene Ontology annotation, biological process: response to oxidative stress. Gene Ontology annotation, molecular function: peroxidase activity; heme binding. The transcript is spliced from 2 exons. The record is from RefSeq and is a predicted model, not a curated record.
AGUGCUAGAAGAUAUAAAGCUGUUCAUUGUUGCUCCUAAGUCAACAUCAUCAGUUCGUUGUCGUUCACUUCUCUGGUACUUCAACACAUUACAUUCUUACUCUCAUUCAAAGACAACUAUCGCUAUCCACCUCAAAUAAUGUAUAUCUCAAACAUCUUUAUCUCUGUCCUGGCAGCUUCCAGCACCGCGAAUGCCUUCAAUAUCAAAGAGGAAGCACACAACGCUGGCGAAGUCUCCAAGCGUACGCUUGGAAAGCUUUUCGGGACUCUUGCUGGACUCCUUGGCAUCAAUAAGGCGUCAGAGCAGUGCCCUGCUGUCUGGACUCAGAUCUCUGCCCAGCUCACUGAGCAAUUCCUAGCAGACGGCCAGUGCACGGACGCGGCUCGCGCUGCCAUCCGUUCGUCUUUCCACGAUUGCUUCAACGGCGCCUGCGAUGGAUCUCUAAUUCUUGCCAACGAAUGCUCCAACAAUGAGAAUAGAGGCCUUGAGCGUCUAUGCGGAAACCUAAAAAACGUACAAGCCAACACUGGUGUUGGCAUGGCCGACCUCAUACAGUUCGCCGCCGCACACGGCGUGAAGACGUGUCCUGGAGGACCCACAGUUCCUGUCAAGGUCGGUCGGAAGGACUCCAGUACUGCAAAUGCUCUUGGUGUUCUACCCUCUGGAUUCGCUCAAGGCGGUGACCUUGUCAAACUCUUUGCAUCCAAGGGUUUCUCUCCCGUCGAUCUCGCAGCCCUGCUUGGUGCUCACACCGCGGCGAAGCAGCGUGUCACAGCCCCCGACUCCCCGCAGGAACUUGACAGCACCGUUGGCACUUGGGACAACAAGUACUUCUCCGAGACUAAGAGUGGCAAAGCACCUUUCACCCUGCCCUCUGACAAGAGCGUUGCUCAACACCCGCUCACAAAGCUGCCAUUCAACAUGUUUGCGCUUAGCAAGGGCGCAUGGGAUCUUGCUUUUGUCAACGCAAUGGUGAAGAUGAGUAUGCUUGGUGUAGAUCAGAGAGGUCUCAUUGAUUGUACUUCGGCUUUGCCAGGCGGUAGCAAGAGGAGGGAUAUCAGAAGCAGCAAUGUUUUCGACCGCUUCAAGUUCUAGACUCUGAUUUCUGGAUAUUCGUAGCGGGCGGGCUGGACCUUUCACUUUCUUCAC